Messenger RNA from Malassezia restricta, 969 nucleotides. RefSeq names its product SUR7/PalI family protein. NCBI's taxonomy places the organism in Eukaryota, Fungi, Basidiomycota, Malasseziomycetes, Malasseziales, Malasseziaceae. The coding region runs from base 1 to 969 and encodes 322 amino acids. Gene Ontology annotation, cellular component: cell division site; plasma membrane; growing cell tip. The record is from RefSeq and is a predicted model, not a curated record. The transcript has a single exon.
AUGCGGUUGUUCGUAGCGAUCGGGCUGCUGGCUGCGAUCGCCGCGAGUGUGCUGCUGGGUCUCGCGACGUUCGGCGUGCCGGUGAAUGACAGUUUCUGGCUCUUGCGUGUGCAGGCGCCGCUGCUGGACGCCAAGCUGGGUGCGCUGGGCUACCGCGUCAAUGGCCACGACUCGCGUGUGGGCGUAGGAUACCAUGUGCCUGACGAGGUCGGGGACCUGUCGCGCAGCGUGCGCGACUUUGUGCACACGCUGACGUUGGUGCUGGUGCUGUUCCCUGUAUCGUUUGCGUUGGCGUGCCUCACGGCGCUCGCGUCUAUGGUGGCGAUGAUCCACGUACGGGCGAUGAGCAUACUGGCCGCGGGCUUGGCCGUGCUGGGCGCGCUCGUCGCUACGGUCGCCUUUGCGAUUCUGAUCUGCCUCUACUAUGAGCUGCAGCAUAACGUGCCGACGGACGAGCUCGAUCUCACGUACGGACAGGCGUUUGUUUUUACGGUCGUCAGUGCCGCGUGCCUGUACGGGAGUGCCAUCACACUGGCGCUCGGCGCGUGCUGUGCCAUGCGCAUGCCGCGCCGCGAGCGCUCCGACGCGGUGCCCGAGCGCAUGCCGCCCGCCAAGGUGUCGUACACGCGGGAUCCGUCCGCGCAGCCGUACGAGCGUGCGGAGCGUGUGCACUAUGCGUCGGCGCUGGCGCCUGUGGCGGGCGACUUGCCCAAGUUUCCGGAGCCGGACGUCAAUGAGUCGUACAUGGAGGACGCGCCGACGGCCGGCGAGCCGACGCCGUACGAUGAGUCGCACGAGCUCGAUACGUGGGCCUCGCGCGUGCACCUGCUGGACGACUCGGAGUGGCACACGGCGCGGCACUCGCACUAUACGGGCGACGCGACGCACGACGAGUACGCGGAUGCGCCGACGAUGCCGCUCAUGUCGAGGCAGCAGGCCGAUGCGUGGUUCCUGCCUACGCAUACGUGA